Messenger RNA from Guillardia theta CCMP2712, 2124 nucleotides. RefSeq lists its product as hypothetical. NCBI's taxonomy places the organism in Eukaryota, Cryptophyceae, Pyrenomonadales, Geminigeraceae. The transcript is spliced from 28 exons. The record is from RefSeq and is a predicted model, not a curated record. The coding region runs from base 1 to 2124 and encodes 707 amino acids.
AUGCGAGCUCGGACGAUACAUCCUCUCAGAGUCCUCGUGCUCCUUGCAUGCAUGGACCUGCUGCUCAGCCUGGCGUUGGACUUUGAUGGGGACGCAGCAGCCCUGCGAAAGCUGCUCGAUGCGAACCCGCCCAGGGUCAGAUUCCCACACAAGCUCACGUCUGUCACAGAGCCCUGGGUGUUCCAUGGCAAGAGCGUCUUUGAGGGGUGCGAGGACCAGGUGCUGAAUGGCGAGACCCUGUGCCAUGGAGGCGCAGGGAGAUUCGAGGUUUGCAAGGGAAAUGCAGCUGCCUUGUAUGAGCAUACGUGGAGGUUGACCAUACAUCGUUCCGUCCACGAGCUCAUGAUCAACGUAGGAGGCGUCGCUGUUCAGAGCAUGUCCAUGUCUCAGGCAAGUUUCAGCGAUUGUGAGCUACAAGGGCACGGGGUAGGACCGGCGCGAUGUUCUAGAGCUGUGUUCAGCACGGAGCAGUCAAGUUUCCAGCGAUGUAAGAUCCGCAAUUCUUUGUUCGCCAUCUUGGGAACAGACUCAGCGAAGAUUAGCGUCAACGAAUCAAGGAUUGAGAACGUCAGCUAUGCCCUCGGGACUGACCAGAACACAAGCAUUCUCGUAGAGAACUCAGUGAUCCGCGGCGUGAAACUCGGGAUCUGCAUCAGUGGAGAGUUGCGUCAAGCAUCAACGCUGAGGAUCGCAUCGAGCACACUCGACGGGCCGCUGUGGUUCGGCCAUGGGCGACCGCUCCAUCUCGACCUGGACCACAACAACUCCAUUUUCAUCCCUUCAUACGAGUCAAGCAUGCAGUGCUACAAGAACAGGAAGGGGCCGCACGAGCUCCUGCCUCCUCCGACGCCGGAGAAUGAGCAGCCAGGGGAAGCGCCGGGGUCGAUGUUCGACCCUCCUCCCAGGCUCAAAGAUAUCCGCGGAGCUACCUUCUUCCCCCGGGCCGGGUCUGCCGCAGUGCUCCCGAUGACCGCAUGGGAACAAUUGAGAUCCGAUCGCUGGGACACCGGGGCGGUGAUCGGGAGGACGGAUGGGAAGGGUCUCCAGGAACAGUGUGGAGGAGGAGAUAGGGAGUGGUUGUAUCAUCAACAGGACCAGAAGGCCAUGCCGCCAACGAAAGUUGUGAAUGGACCCACGAACUCAAGUGCUGGGAACUCACGUUCAGCUGAACCGUCGCAAGAGAUCAACGAGGACCUGCUGCUCGUCACUGCAUGGCUGAAGGUGCAAGGGAGUCCUAGCGGAGACGUGCUUCCAGUUUUCUCCACCCUCGUUGAGAAAAUCUGCAAGUUCCCCCUCAAGACAGUGCAAACGAACUGGUUGACGAGGACAGGAGCAAUCAGACAUAGGGCGUUUGAUGUCUUGAAGCACGACCUCAACCUGAUCUGCCAAGAUCUCAUGGAGAAGAACAGCAGAUGCGGCCCCGUAGGCGAUGCAAUCCGCAGACAAUUUUUUGCAGACAACAUGGGCUUCUUCUUCAUCAUCAAGUCACCCACUCCAGAAUAUGCAGGGACGUACAUCAGGCUGCGGCAGUUCAUACACAACUCAAAACCCAUCUACAAGAAGGAGCUCUUACCUGUUUUGUAUCCCGUCCUGGUCUACCUUACUCUUGAGCUGAUAGAGUACGAUCUUGAUGGAACUAAGGUUGCUGCUGCUCAUGCCCUGCUGGACCUGGCCAAGGACGAUCACUACGAGCAGCAUCGAGAGCAGUACCUCCAUCUUCGCGGGCUUUUCAAGUGGGACCACGUGUGCCAGAGCAGGAUCUUCAAGGAGUACUACACGCCGGGGGUGCAAUCGGAGGUUGGAAGGGCGUGCGGGGGGCUCAUGUGCUAUCACGCGAAGGAGGAGUGCCGGAAACACUUGGUCAACAUCUUCAUGCGCAUGUUUUAUCUUCGCAUGAAUGUCCUAGUCAAAGGAGACGACGCGCUUCACAGCGAUCUGGAGAAGCCCAACCACUGGUCGCCCGAUCAGUAUCUCGAGUCUACGUUCCUUCCUCUCUUCCCUAAAAGUCAGUCGGGCGCGUCAGGGUCAGCAACCGACGGGAAGGGAAAAGCUAUCAAGGACCUUCCUUCCUGGGACGAAGUCAUAACAAAGCUCUCUCUCCUCCAUCCUCCCCUCCUGCACUAA